AUGGCUCGCCGUCUCUCUGCAGCGGAGAAAGGAAAAGGACAACUCACAACACCAACAGGCCCCUCAAUAAUGAGAAUCAAAUCCCCGAACCUAGAUACCUCUGCACUCAUCAAAGACAAUGCUCUUACCUUGAUUGGGAGACUAACAAACCCAAAGGAGCAGAGGAUGUGGGCGCUCCUCCCCUCCCUACCUCGAAAAUGGCACCUACAGGGCAGAGCAGUUGGUUCAGAUCUAGGGAGAACAAUCACUAAAGAAAAGGAGCUAGACGAUACCUCCACAGACUUUCAAAGCAGAGUAGACAGGUAUGGAAAGAGCUUUGGAAACAGAGUAACUACAAGGCAAACGAGGAACCCUCCCCCUCCGGAGACAAGUGGUGCUAAAGUCUACAGGCAAAGCGUCGCCCAAGCCUCAUGGAGGACUAGGAAUAAUAACGAAAACGCCCCCAAGUACUACUCCCCUCCCUUUGAAAGAAUCAGAGACUCCACUUCAAAAGCCAAUGGGAGCCUUCACAGGCGUUCUCUAUUCACCCAAGGAGAACAACACCACUGGCGAGUGAAGUCUAUCAUCCCCUCUCACAGGGAGACUCAAGAGCCUACAAGGAACACAAUAGAGCCACAAGAUCUAAUUCCGCCAACACCCAUUCCCACGCGGGAGGAGGUAAUAGAGGAACUAAACCAUGCCACACUCCAAUACUUAAGCUGCCCUGAUCCAACUGAAGCUGCAGCAAGAAGGCAGAGAGUAUAUGCUAGCGAUGCGCAAGGCCAUAUGGAAGAAGCAGCGGAUAUAAUAAUAGCUUCUGCCAUUGCGGCCUCCAACCCCAUCCAACCUCUACAACUUGGCACCGUGGAGCAAAGUGGCCCACCUCUCACCCUCCCUGAACAGGAGCCCCAACCUGACGAUGAGGUUCAAUCUCAGGUUCAAUCUCAGAGAAUAGAAGAGGCUUCUCAGGGAGCUAGUCGAGUAAAGAACAAACGGAGGAGAAGCUCACCUUUUUCCCGAUCACCCAUUGACAACAGACCUGUGAUCUCUAUUACGAAUGCAAAGGGACCAGCUCAACCACCCUCCCCCAAUACAAACUUGCAGGCAACUGCUGCUCCGAUCAUAGCUCCGCAGGCUAGCGGCUCAACCCAAACAGGGGAGAGAGACUGCCAUCCCAGGAGAGUGCGAGCAAGAACUACUCCCUCAAAAUCAAAGCCUGCUACUACUAGCCCCAAGACCUUCAGAGGAGCCAGCUCCAAAAAGAUGAUUUUCUCUAUGACUCAGAGGUCACCAGGACAGACCCAACAGAGGAGAAUCCAAAGCCAAAUACAAAUACCAGGAACAAGUGGGGUGCAAAGACCAUGA
Messenger RNA from Brassica oleracea var. oleracea, 1344 nucleotides. RefSeq lists its product as uncharacterized. Lineage: Eukaryota; Viridiplantae; Streptophyta; Magnoliopsida; Brassicales; Brassicaceae. The transcript has 2 exons. The coding region runs from base 1 to 1344 and encodes 447 amino acids. The record is from RefSeq and is a predicted model, not a curated record.